CUCUCUAGGUUUCUCUCCGCCCUCCCCACAAUGAACCUCUCGGGGACUCUCAACGUCUUCAAACUCCUCAGGGACCCGGCUCUCUGUCUGCCGCAUCACUCAUGCGCCACCUUCAACCAGCUCCCCGUCCCGUUGUCCAAGGCUUUUGCUGAGAAAGGCGGCGAUAUAAGAGCCGUGGUGCUGGACAAGGACAACUGUUUCGCCGUACCCCACGCCAAUGAGGUCUAUUCCGAGUACAAAGACAAAUUCGCAGAACUGCGCAAAGCCUACCCCGGCUCCAAGCUGCUUAUAGUAUCAAAUACAGCAGGGACAGCCUCAGACAUCAAGUACGCCGAAGCCGACCUGCUAGAACGCAACACCGGAGUCAAAGUGCUCCACCACAACGUCAAGAAACCAGGCUGCCGCGCCGAAGUCCUGGACUACUUCCGCAACGCCAAGGAUGCCGGCGUAACAUCGCCCUCACAAAUUGCCGUGGUAGGGGACCGUCUGUUCACUGAUGUCAUGAUGGCCAAUCUGAUGGGCUCGCGCGGUUUCUGGAUCACGGAGGGCGUCAUUGGGAAGGAGAAACUCAGCUUCUUUGCAAAGGUCGAACACCGCCUUGCGGCGUUUUUGCUGCAGAGAGGGUAUUCUGCCCCCGAGCCGAAGAGCGACCUCGAUUGAGGCUGCAGCGAGUGAUAUACUCGUGUAGCAUUGCUCGGAGAGCUUACCUGGAGCUCAAAAGUAUUAGAGUGUAUGAUGCCAUUAGUAUCUACAGCAUCGUGACGCUAUCUGGAAGCCUUUGACUGGAACUUGAAUAAACAUUAAUACCAUUUACG
Molecule: messenger RNA, 815 nt
Organism: Aplosporella prunicola CBS 121167
Lineage: Eukaryota; Fungi; Ascomycota; Dothideomycetes; Botryosphaeriales; Aplosporellaceae
Exons: 4
Coding region: 31-660 (209 amino acids)
Molecular function (GO): phosphatidylglycerophosphatase activity
Source: RefSeq, a predicted model, not a curated record